UUUCCACUGAGCAGCACAGAUGAGAGCAGGCUGUCACUCUAAAGUGGUGGACUUAAACCUGAACCUGUCAUUCUUCCACUUGUGCUCCUCUGCUGCUUCUUAAAGCUGAUGAAGAGGAAGUAGCUCGCAUCAGAUCGGCCCCCGGUUUUGUUCCAGUCAACAGGAUGCAUCUGGUUCUAGAGCCCAUUCAGGAGGCCAUGAUGAAGAUGAUACCGUAUUUUGCGGAGAAUGCCGUCCUGACACAGAGCGAGAUAAACCGCAUCCUGAGUGAAAGCUUCUUCAUGGUGAAGGGUGCUGCCCUCUUCCUGCAGCAGGGGAGCAGCCAACAGGGCCAGAAAGCACAUCCUCACCACAAACAUGCAGGCGACUUACCUCAACACCUGCAGGUGAUGAUCAACAUUCUUCGCUCGGAGGACAGAAUCAAACUGGCGGUACGGCUGGAGAGUGCGUGGUCAGAUCGAGUGCGGUACAUGGUGGUGGUGUACACCAGUGGGCGACAAGACACUGAGGAGAACAUCUUACUGGGAAUCGACUUUACCAGCAAAGACUGCAAAAGCUGUUCGAUCGGCAUGGUACUACCUCUGUGGAGUGACACAAAGAUCCAUCUGGAUGGAGACGGGGGCUUUACUGUGAACACGGCGGGUCGGACUCAUGUCUUCAAACCCGUGUCGGUGCAGGCGAUGUGGUCAGCCCUGCAGGUGCUGCACAAGGUGUGUGAGGUGUCCCGCAGGUAUAACUACUUCCCUGGAGGGAUGGCUCUCACCUGGAUGGGUUACUACGAGAGCUGCAUCGCCUCAGACCAGAGCUGCAUCAACGAGUGGAACGCCAUGAAGGAUUUGGAGACCACCCGGCCAGACUCGCCCACCAUGUUUGUCGACAAGCCUUCAGAGAGAGAGAGGACAGAGUGCCUUAUCAAAGCCAAACUCAGAAGCAUCAUGACGUGCCAGGACCUCGAGAACGUCACCUGCAAACAGAUCCGCACAGAGUUAGAACAACACAUGAGCUGUAACCUGAAGGAGUACAAAGAGUUCAUCGACAACGAGAUGCUGCUGAUCCUCGGGCAGAUGGACAAAGCCACGCUCAUCUUUGACCACGUCUACCUGGGAUCAGAGUGGAAUGCGUCUAAUUUGGAGGAGCUGCAGGAGACGGGGGUGGGCUACAUCCUCAACGUUACCCGGGAGAUCGACAACUUCUUUCCAGGAACGUUCAGUUAUCACAACAUACGUGUGUACGACGAUGACGCCACCGACCUCCUGGCCCACUGGAACGACACGUACAACUUCAUUGUUAAAGCAAAAAAGAACCACUCCAAGUGUCUCGUCCACUGUAAGAUGGGUGUGAGUCGGUCGGCCUCCACCGUCAUCGCGUACGCCAUGAAGGAGUUUGGCUGGUCGUUGGAGAAGGCCUAUAACUUUGUCAAACAAAAGAGGAGCAUUACACGACCCAACGCAGGCUUCAUGAGACAGCUGGCUGAGUACGAGGGCAUCCUGGACGCCAGUAAACAGCGUCACAACAAGCUGUGGCAUCCUGACGCAGACUGUGAGAUGUCGGAGGGGCAGCAGGGCUUACAGUGCUGUGGAGGCGAGGAGGGAGGUCACCUGACUCCAGAGCCGGGGAUGUCUCCCUGCUGUGAGGAGGCUCUCUCUGAUAAGGGGGCGGCUUGUCCAUCCCCCCGCAGGACUGUUGCUCUGGAGAUCGACCCCGCCUACAACAACUACUACUUCCGCCGGCUCUCUGACUCGGCACUGGACAGCGAACCUUCGACCCCCGUGCGCGGCCCUCCCCUCCUAGGCAUGGAGAAAGUCUUCAUCGAGAUUGAAGACGUGGAACGGGACGCCCUGCUGGAUGACGAGGCCUUCGAUGGCCGCGAAGGACUCCCUCUGCCCCACUUUGGACCCACAGCAGAGGGGACGGCUGCACAGACGUGCUCUCGGGGUCCUGAGCCCCUGGAGGAGCUGCGUCUGAGGCUGGAGUUCAGCACCGUGGAGGAGGAGGAUGAGGAGGAGGUGCAGAAGGAGGAGGCAGAGAUGGAGGUGCUCAUGCAGCCUGACGAUGGAGGAGGUGGGGGCGCAGGCGGAGGAGAGGAAGCUCAAGAUGUGGAGGUGGAGGGGGAUGGAGAGGGGAACGGGAUGGAUCUGGCAACCCUGAAUGAGAACUCCAACAACAACAACCAUAUCAACACUUCACAGAACCUUAAUGAAAAACCUGCCUCUGUCCUUCCUUCCAAGUCCAAGCAAAAAGCCGACUCGCCAGCCCUCGUUUCUAAGCUUUGCCUUAACCCCAGUCCUUCUGAAGUCCCAAGUGCUUCGUUCCCACGGCCCCGUACCUCUUCUGAAUGCCUAACGUCUUCAGUUGUAGUGCUACACCCUUGUGCCAACUGCGCUGCCUCCCCACCUAAAGCUCCGCUCGACAGAGACGAGCCGCCGGGAGACGCACCGCUGCCGAUGGAGCUGAAGGACGAUGGCGAUGUAGUCAAAGUUCACACUGAUAGUCAGAAAAGUAAACCUGCUGCUGCCUCUGAUGCCGUCCCCGAGCUGGUCAGCAUGGACUCAGAGGAAGAGAAACAAGGCGUGGCUUGCUACAUCGGCCAACAACAGGAAACGCUUUCUCAGCUGCAGCGGUCUGGGCUGGUCCGCCGCCGUGCAGAGAGACUGGAGAGACUUUCAGGUUUAUCCAAGGAGAGCCUGCACUUCCUGAAGCCUUUGCACGCAUGCCAAAAGCCCAAGAACAGCCCCUUUCACCCCGAGGAGGAGGAUGACUUCUCCGGCAUCACCGGGGACUUCCCCAAAUCUUCCACGCCAUGCCAAGUACGGUUAGAGCCACUGGUGGUGCCACUGACCAAUGAAGCCUUGUUGGGGGUGGUGGGCUCCGGGUUGCUCACACCCACCUCCUCGCCUCACGGCUCCACGCUGACACGCAGCUCCAGCAGUGACAGCCUGCGAAGUGUGAGGGGGAAACCCGGCCUGGUGCGUCAGCGGGCGCAGGAGAUCGAGACCCGCAUGCGUCUGGCGGGGCUCACCGUGCCCUCCAAGCUGAAGCGCUCCAACUCGCUGGCCAAGUUGGGCAGCAUCAACUUCUCCUCGGAGGACCUGUACUCCGCCUGCUCCUCUGAUGCCGGGACGCUGCUGCUACUCUCGCUGUCCCCGGAGCCUGAUCCCGCCUCUGAGUGGGGCUCCCCCAACAUCUUCGCUCCGCCACGACCGUGCAAGGACCUGCACACUCCAGAGAGGGCGCUACCAGGUGAGCCGCGGAGCUGACACACCGAGGAGAGGCUGUGCACUCUCCACGCUCCCCCUCCUCCAUCAUCCAUCGGGGCCGGAGAGUCGAGUCAGACGAAACAAAUGAAAAGAUGAAAACAAUGCCAAUAGUUGUUGUGAGGAGCGCUCUCUCUCUCUCCUUUGCCACAUUGUUCUUCAAACUGCUGUUCACAGUGAUGAUCGUCUUAUUGCUGUAUCUGUGUAAGCCAUCAGUUCACCUCUAACUUGGUUUGAUUCAUGGACAAACAAGUGCCUUAAGUAUGAGACCAGAGGCACAGAGACUGCAGGUUGAGAUGGUACGAGACCCUCUAUGACCUUUAACUUCACAGCCAGUAGUACCUGAUGUGUACCAGUUUAUGGCACUCAUAUUAUAUUUUCCCGUCAAAGUGGCGGUCUGUUCGGACGAACGGAGCUCUGGCAGGAAGUUAAUCUGUAGACUUGUUAAUCACAGUUUGUUUUAGAUGCCUGAGGGUUGUAAAUCGAACGGUUACCUCAUGUUGCAUUCACGGAGCUCUAUUCCCAGAUGUGGCCUGUUGCACCGGCUCUGUGGGAGUUCUGUCUCAAGUCACGCUGUAAAGUCGACGCUAAACUCUCUUUAGUUUCUAACUUAAGUUUAGGGAUGGGGAUAGACAUUCAAAAACUCUAGCAGUCAGUAAAUUAUUUUAAAAAGACUUCAUUCAGCUGUCAUCUAAAUGUAAUUUCUUAUUCAGUUACUUUACUGGCACCUUUACUUCUACCAGAAACUGACUAAACCAGGGAGUCACUGACUUUAUAGUGCCAAGAAACUUCAGCCGGCCACACACUAGACGAUUUUUUAAUCUGAAACAAAUUUAAAACCGUGGGAGACCACAGACUUCAGGACACUUUCCAGAGAUUUUUCAUCUUUAAUCCUCUGAACGCACACACUAGACGACUCAGCCAGACUGUCAGAUCACUGGAGACCACACACCUGCCGACCUGCCUACAACCUCCCGUGAUCACGUGACUUCAGAGAAAACAGCAAAAAAAACCCCACAGAUGUCUGUUGAUACUGUUUUGCUGUGUCUCCACAACAGGCUGUCCUGGCAUGCGUUACAGGUGUAGCAAAAAUCAUAAAACUAGGGAAAGACUCAGGAUGAAAUCCUGGCUGGAAUGAAGCUACAGUUGUGUUUAUGGUUGUGAGUGGUGAAAGUACAUAGGAUCCGUCUGGUAACGCUACCUGGUGUGCUCGCUCUCAUUGGUUGCUGUGGGUACUCUGUCAGAGGCACUGCGGCCUAGAAUCGUAAAUAUCAAACAUGUUUGAUUAUGAUUCAGGGUCUUGGAGGGUACGACGUGAUUUGGAGCAUUAAAUUAAUCGUGUUGACACCACACACAUGCAGACUACUCAGACAAAUAACCGUUUGCGACGAGGCUCCAGUCGGUAUACGCCCCCACAAUCCUCAGGGGGGUCAAAUCUUGGCUAAAAUUGGGCUUAAAAUCCUGUAGUGUGUGGCCAGCCUAACUUUGCUUCUCUUGACUGAAGAGACAAUCUACUGGACUGAAGAUUUUUAUCUAAAUGCUUAUUGAUCAAUAUGACAAAACAAUGAAAAAAACAUGGGACUGUAUUGACAGCUCUUUAAGCUGUGUUUCCACCAGGUGGUCCAGUUUGAUCGAGUACGGUCAACCCCAAAAAUAGUUUGCGUUACCACAAACACUCUGAUGGGGUGUGCAUGUGGUGUAACAGUCAGUGCGAGUUAUGGGGACGAUCAGUAUAACAGAUGGAAUCAGGAACUUUUUAACUCUUUAACUCCAGAUCUGCUCAGUUUAUUCCACUUCUGUUGGAUUGACGUUUUCCACAAACAACAGGAAAGUAUUGAUGUGUACUCAGAUAAAUCAGGACUAUCAUAUGAAAUCUUCAAUCCCCAUCCCUAGCUGUUAGAUCUUGUGUUUCAACUCGUCUUUGAGGUGACCCAGAGCUGGUGCAGCCCGGUGCUGGCUUCACUUUAGUUUACUUCAUUCAAGGAAACUCACUCUGAUGCAGAGGUGUGUGCUUAUGCAUUGAUAUGUAACUGUGUGUGUCUGUGAGCGUGAAUGGGCUGAAACGAGGAGAGGAGGCUGUGACUUUGUAAAGCCAGAGGCUUUUUCACUGUUUUCAACAGAACAAAACAUUUCUGGUUUGUUCUUCCUUUGCACUGUUGUUUUUUUAAUCAAGUGAAUACUGGUACACACGAGCUAUCUUCCAAAAUAACAUUCGUGAAAUGUUAUUGACCUCAUCAUUCCCUUCUGUGUCGCUGGGAGAGUAGAGUGAGGCGUCACGCUGCACGGCUGAAAUCAGAACACAAACGCCCGGAUCAUUAAUGAAACGAGGAGAAAGAAAACAAACCUUCUUUACCUUAAAUUUGCUCGUCCUCGAGGGUUGCCAACAUGUUCAACUCAUUUGUGCUUUUUGAAAAUGUGAAAGACCAAAGCUGUUUGGCCGUCAUGACAAUUGGAAAGCUGUACUAAAUAUGUGCUCCGUCAUUUCAAUCACGUAUUUCAAGAAAUGCUGUCACGUCUUUUUUGCACCUUUUGGGUGGUAGGGCUGGGCGAUACGGACCAAAAAUCAUAUCUCCAUGUUUUAGCUGAAUGGCGACACACAACAUGUAUCUCUGUGUCUUCUCUGUUCAUAUCAAACAGUUGUCACUUUAGCAGAAUGACCAACUUUGAUCAACUCUAGUAAAAAUCAAACUAUGCUGAAGAGGGACGCAUGAUUCAGGAGUUUUACUGUUCUUCUGUUUCCAAACUCAUUCACAGAUAUCCUAACUGCUGUGUGGAAAGUUCUACCUUCCACAAACUCACCUUUAUAAGGUGAAGCAAGGGAUGGGCCAUGAUUUUUGAAUACUCACUUUUUAUCUUUGAGUUUUUUUGAAGAGUGCAGGCAACUAUUAUCUUUGUUUGAAUUGUUAUUUUCCCAUUAUGUUUGGUAUAUGGUGGCUGUAACCCACUUGAGGGCUGUUUGCUAACUACCAUUUAAUAACAAAAGAAGAAGAAAGCUGUAGAAACUAAACAUUCCUUUCCUUAACAUAAGACAACAAAUCUUAAUGAUGAUUUUUAAUUUAAAAGAUCUAUUUAACUAGGUACUGUCCAGUUAAAGAGAGUGUGUCUUCAGUUUGAAUUAGCAUGGAGCAAUGCUAAGUCUGUUAGCCUGUUGAGGGCAAUUUCCAUUACCUGUUAGCAUCAAGCUAACAAGCUUAGGUGACAAAAAUGUCAGGUGGUGCAACCAGGAAAAAUGCUAAUCUAAAGCAGCAGAUAAAGGGUUAAAACAAACAUGUUUGGUAAUUAUGAUGGCAGUAGUGUUGUUAUUUUUCCAUCUUCUGAUGUAGAUUUAGCAUAAAGAAACAAAAUAACCGGACACAAUCCGAAACCAUCAGUAAAAUACAAAAGACUCACAAAUAAGUAUGUGUGAGGUAAUGUGGACGCUUUCUGGGGAAAUUGCCAAAGAUCUGAUUAAGAAUUUGGGCUGUCAACAUUGAUUGAGUUAAUCGCGAUUAAUCUGGGUCCACAAUUAGUGCACACAUUUUUUUUUUAAUCAUGUGUGUUUUAUUUUCCCUUUAACACGCUUUGGUUUAGCCAUGUCAGCGGGUCUGCAUCCAGACAGAAAGUCAGUUAGCCUUAGUAACAGAAAAACCCAAAACUGCACAAAAACAGUUUGAAAUGCAAAAUAGUGGAUUUUUAAAAUGUGACGAAAAGGGUGAGAUUAAUCCUGAAUAAGAAUUGUAAUUUUUUGAGAGCUUCAUUUAGAAUGAAUAAAAGGUAAAUACACAGAUUUUUGCUGGUGUACAGUUGGAGCACCUGACAGUUUUUGGGUGCUGAAGUUACAAAAGUUAUUAAAAAAAUAGAUUAAAACACUUUAAAAGUUAUGUCACUUAUAAAAUGUGUUAAAAGACAUAAAUCCACAAGCAUCCAUUACAUCCAUUUUAUUGAUGCCUUGAACAUCAUUGACCCAAACAUCCCAGUCUGUCUCACAGAUCUUUGAAGUCUCAUGCAAGUGACUUUAAAAUGAGAAUUUUCUUUGAAACACAUCUCCAUUUUUUCAGUAUUUACAGCCACAAUGUGUGCUGUAAAUAUUGGCAGAAAAGUCUGUAUUUAUCAGUACUUUUUAUUGACAUUUUGUGCUUUUAUUUACCUUAGUUAUUUUGCUAAUUUUAUCAUGCAUCUUUAAUAAUGAACCUCAUUGAUUUCACAGCAAACAAAAAUAGUGGUCCAAGCCCCUCAACAUUGGGCAAUGUUUGUUUUUAAUGAUCACAAAUCACAGACAAACUUCUAACUUUUCUUCACUCUUAAAUACCAUGCACUUUGAAAACAAUGAAAUCUCCAUAAUGUAAAGAUCAGCGGUAUCAGAAAGUUCAUGAUCAGUGAUAUUCAAACAAAGAGAGAGAGAGUAAUGUCUGGCUCAAAUACUUGGAAAGGUGCAUAGAACUGGAGAGGAGCGAUGGCUUUCCUGACCACUUGAUGAAAAUGGACAGUGUGGAGGAGUUUCAUGCGUUUUUUGAUAUUAAAAAAAUGAAAAAGUUGUCAAAUUUUGGUUUUGCAGGUGUGUUAUCACACCUGGAAUUGUUUUGAAUCAAAUCAGCGUUUCUGCUCUGGUUGGUUUGUUUGGAUGUGUAAACACUAGCAGGACAAUCAGACUCUUUAGUAAGUGAGCGGAGAUUGCUCCGGACUCACUCGAUUUCUAACAAACCCUGGAGAAUCGUUUUUUUAGAGUCAUGGGUUAAACCGGUGAGGAGUGAGGGUAAACCUUGUUUCUCAUCAUUUUUGCCCACUUUUUUUAGCUCAACUCAGCCUAACUUUAUUUAAACAGCACAUCUCACACACCAAUAUAUUCAGUCCAAAAUGCUUUACGAGUAAGAGAGAGACAGGAAACUACAGACACUGAAGAAAAUCAGUAAAAAAACAAACUCAUAAAAAUAAAAUCAAGGAAACAUUCAUAAACCAGUAAUUAAGACCCAUAAAGCUGGAUAAAACUCGGCGCUUAAACAAGACAAAACGCUGAUUAAGGAUGUAAAAACACUCCGAAAUUGGAGCUUUUUAGUAAAAAUUAACAAUGAAUUUAUAUAAUUAUUUAAAUCUGCAUUUUUUAUAAUCAGGAAUAAAACAUAAUCUAGUGUUGGGUGUCUAUGACUUCUGUUUUUGUUGCUGUGGUCUCAGACAAGCUUCAGUAUAGUUUGAUAUUUAAUAAUAAAUUAAAAUUUCCUUAACUCAGAUAAAAUGAAAAUUCUCUGUUCAGACUAAACAUUCCAGUUAUCGUGUCAAUAAUCGUGUCUCUGUUAAUGGUCCUGGUGAACAGUCUUUUUGCUGACCUGGCAUGUAGCCUCAACAUAAAGGUAACUGAGUAAUCAUUAUUGCCCUACCCUGUAUCUCCUGUGAAAAUAUAUCAUCGUCUCUCCGAACCGUGAGUUAUUGCCCAGCCCUAUGUGGGAGAGCGACUCAGAGAAGUCAUCGGGCUCAUAGCUGUUAAGCUUUUUACGCUCAUAUCAUGGGUGAGGUGGAAAGCUUCGAUCACAGCAGGUUACUUCACCGUUUGUAACCUUUUUCUUUUUAUAUUUAAGUAUGCAGUAACUUUUGUACUGUACAUCGCUGUAGUUUGAAUGCAUAUUGCACUUUUUAUGUUGGUCAAAAUAAUGUACUGUACGUGUUCAUUAUGGAAAUAAACAUUUCUUUUACAUAGCACUGAUCUCGCUUCUUCUUCCAUCAUGAUCAA
This is a messenger RNA of Cheilinus undulatus (humphead wrasse), 8955 nucleotides long. It is a transcript of the gene ssh1a, whose product is annotated as slingshot protein phosphatase 1a. Gene Ontology annotation, molecular function: actin binding; protein tyrosine/serine/threonine phosphatase activity. Bases 165 to 3257 code for a protein of 1030 amino acids. Lineage: Eukaryota; Metazoa; Chordata; Actinopteri; Labriformes; Labridae. The transcript has 14 exons. Gene Ontology annotation, biological process: negative regulation of actin filament polymerization; protein dephosphorylation; actin cytoskeleton organization. Gene Ontology annotation, cellular component: cytoplasm. The record is from RefSeq and is a predicted model, not a curated record.